Molecule: messenger RNA, 3689 nt
Organism: Pyrgilauda ruficollis (rufous-necked snowfinch)
Lineage: Eukaryota; Metazoa; Chordata; Aves; Passeriformes; Passeridae
Gene: CUNH1orf167
Product: chromosome unknown C1orf167 homolog
Exons: 18
Coding region: 1231-3285 (684 amino acids)
Source: RefSeq, a predicted model, not a curated record
GUGAAUUACUGUCUCUUGUCUGUUUGCAGACCUCAGAGGACAGCUUCUGGUCAUUGAAGGUGAAUGAGCAAAGUUCCUGGCACUUGUGUGACAAACAAAUCCUAGCAAGGUGUUUCCAAGCCUGGAGGAGACAUAUCCUUUGGAAGAGGGCAGCCACGCAGCUUUACAGACACCAGCUGCUUCAGAAGAGCUUUGGUGCUCUGCAGUGGAUUGUGCACCAAAGGAGGACACAAUUGGAGGUGGCCCAGCAGAGACAUGCUUCAACUCUGCUAGCUGCCAGCUUCCAGAAGUGGAAGAAAGCUAUGGCAAAACAGUGCAAGAAGGAAGCUCUGCAGCCUGAGCCUUACUCCUAUACCCAAAGUUCAUCAGCGGGGAUUUUUGGAGUAGGAAGAUUAGCCACUAUGACAACCUCAGCUCAGCAUCAGCUUGCAACAGGAUACUCAAAGGAAGCAGAGCAGGCUCAUAGGAUGGAGGGAAAACUGUGGACACAGCUUCGUCGUACGCAGAGAGGAGAUGAGUUCUGCUGGAGAGUUGAAGCAAUCAGAGACAUGAGACAGCUGGCUGCUUUCAGACUGUGGCGCCUGCAGAAGGAGCUGCUGAGCAAAGAGGAAGCCAGGCUUUUGGAAGCUUGUGCUCUGCUGGAAAAGAAGAAGCUACGAAACAUUUUCUGGAUGUGGCAUUCCAAAACCUUGGAAAUGAAAGGGAUUCUAACACUGACAACUCAAAUCCAAAGAAACAUGGUCUCCCGGUGCUUCAGCACAUGGAAGGAGACUGUUAAGCAGAAGGCACUUGACAGGUGCAACCUGGCCCAUCUCAGAGCAGUAUCUCUGAGGAAGCACUUCCAGCAGUGGGUUGAGAUGCUGCGGGUCAGAGGAGGUGAUAAGCAGGCAGUGGUGAACCUCUUCCUCCUACGAAGGAGGCAGCAUUAUGGUGAGCAGUUUGGGGUCUGUGCAGAAUCUAAGCUUUAGACGUGCUUAGGUUCCUUCCUUUUCUUGUACACUGAAGACAGAGGGGCUCAGAUGAUACAGGGUAUGAGCAAACCAGAGUGGGCAGAGGACUGGUUCUGGGUGUGUCAGUGAAGCUACAGGGAGGUUUGUUGCUCUGCAUCAUAAAGCAAACAUAAACUCUUAAACCUUGCUGAAAAGAAGCAAUUUGAGGGUUGGGCUGGGCUGAGUUGGAAUGCCUUGAGACAAUCUCUUGUUCCUUUAUGUAACUGGUUAAGGAGCAGUUAUGAGCUCAGUAGGUGACAAGACUGUGACAAAGAGGCAUGAAGGUGAGCCAUCAUGGACUGGAGAGAGACAGUUUCUGGAGAAAACAGUCUAUUCUUUUGAUGACUUCUGCCAAAAACUGAAGCUGCAGAGAGUAUAUCUGCUGUGGAAAACAAGGCUGUGUGAGCAUCACAAGGCUGAUUCUUUCUCUCAGACUUUGGAGCAGUGUAAACUCAAAAAAACUCUGAAAUUAUGGCACCAAAAGUAUCUCAUGCUGAAGACAAUUGAACAAAGUUCUAAGCACUUGCAUAGAGCUGUCUAUGAGGAACCUCUUGCCAUGCAGUUUUCUGAGGACCUCUCAACAUCAUCCGGCUUUGACAGCAGUGCACCAGCUACUCUGACCUCUCAAAGCUCAUUGGAAAAGGAAUGCAGUCUUAGUGACAGCAGCCAGCACGGCUUCUCCUCCCUUCUGACUGCUGAGGAUGUCACACAUAUCUCGUGUCACAGUUCUUCCCUUCAACUCCACCAUUGCAUGGAACUGCCAGCUGAGCUGGGUGGGGAGCUGUGCUUGCAGACCUCCUUCCCUGGAUCUGGAAGAAAUUGGUUUGUGGGAAAUCAGUUCCAGUCUUCAGUUCUGCAGAGUCCAGAUAAUAAUUCCCAGCUUCUCACCAGUUACUCUGCAUGGGAAGAGGGCUGCAGUUCUGACAAGGAGGUGAAGAGUUGCUGGCAGCAAGCAGAGAAAUACUGCCUGCAGAGGUGCUUCAUUGUCUGGUCAGCUCGAACUCGACAUCACGUGAAGGCCCAGCAGCACUGCAGGCGCGUUCGGCUCUCUCGAGCCUUUCUCAGCUGGCACCACUGGGUCAUGGAAAAUAAGAACCAAAAAGCAACAGCAGCCCUAAAACAUGAGGUUCAUUGUGUCCAGAUGGCUUUCAGCCUGUGGAAAAGGAGACUGGCCCAGAAAGUGGAAGUUGACCGGAGAUUCAGGUGUCAUGUUCACCAGAUGGCUGCUGAUGCUCUGUGGCGUUGGCAUUCCUGCUGGCAAAGGAAGCGUGCUCUGGGAGAACUGCAGCAGCAAUGGGCUUGGCACAGCUGCCAGGAGAAGAAGAGGCUGGUCCUGCAGACAUGGUAUUACCAAACAAGGAAGCAGAAAUAUGCUGUUUUAUUCUGGGAACGUUUUCUCCUGCACAGGUGCCUUGUCGCUUGGGCCCAGGUCACUGCACGUAAAUUAAGGCAGCAUGAAGCCCUCUCUUAUUUUAAAAGAGUCAGAGAGCAUCGUCUCCUGGUUGUGAGCUUUGUUAAGUGGAGGGACAAACUCUGGAGAGCUGAACAAGUGCCAGGAGGGAGAAAGCACAAGUGGCAGGAGCCCUCUCCAGGUAAAGCCUGUCACCGCUGGCGAGUGGCUGCAAGAGGACAGCAAGCCCUGCGCCUGGGAUCUGUGACUACUGUCAAACAAGCCUGCAACUACUGGACCAGAGCAGCUGCCUUUUCCCAGUGCUUACAGCAGCGCAGUACCCUCAUAGGUGUUAGGAAAAGCAGAAAGAUGUCUCUCUCUUGGCCCACAAAAAGCAGAAGAGGCAGAGAAGAAGAUUCAGCACCAACUGGACUUUUUCCCAGUGCCAUUCAGCGCUGGCUGGUGAUCUACAGGAGCCAAAACAGGGCUGAAAGGUUGCUGGAGAGACCUGAUGUGGUAGGACCCUCUCGUGCACAUGCAAGGAUCCAGGAGAACGCAGCAGAGGUGGACUUGGAGGAGCGGGCUAAGAAGUGGCUUGGGAGGAAAUAUCUGAAGAGGUGGCAUCACACAGUGGUACGGCGCCGGUGCCAGCAUGAUAGGAACCCGCUCCGUCUGGCAAGGGGAUGGCAUCAGUGGAGGGAAUCCAGCAAGGUGGUGAGACUGGCUCAGGUGCUGGACCAGCAGCGGCUGAUAGAAAAGGCCUGGAGGGUGUGGAGACAAAGAUACUUGCAAAGCUGUGUGGUGCAGAAUCUUUUGGAGGAGGAAGCCAGGAGCCUCUUGUCUCAGGCCUUUAGAAGGUGGUGGCAGCUCACAGCAUUCCAGUGUAAGGACAAAGGAUCCUGCUGAAUGGAGGGGGCCUGCCUGCAGCUGCUGCUCAAUUCAGGACACGUGGAGGAUACAGCUCCUGUCACAACAAAGAGGUGGUCCUGUGCUGUCAAGAAAGAACACUUUGCUCUUACAAUAAAAGCAGUGCUGCCAGUCAGAAGGAUGACAGCCAAAGAACAACCAGGAAGACAUUGUACCUAGUAAAAGGUCCUCUUUAAAGGACUUGUAUCUUACCUCCUUAGCAACACAAACAGAGAAUUUACAGUUGUGAGGUUGCAUUCUCUUCUUCUCUGGACCACGCUUUUGCUGGAGUUCUGAUUAAAGGUCAAAAAAGCCUUAGAGGCUUUCCUUUUACUCAGUGUUUUUUCCCUGAACAGGAGCUUGGUGUCAAGGGGGGAGUAUGCAAAUACAGUCUUAAACAUGAG